This is a messenger RNA of Eupeodes corollae, 1129 nucleotides long. RefSeq names its product solute carrier family 25 member 45. Gene Ontology annotation, molecular function: high-affinity L-arginine transmembrane transporter activity. Gene Ontology annotation, biological process: mitochondrial L-ornithine transmembrane transport. The transcript has 6 exons. The coding region runs from base 112 to 1041 and encodes 309 amino acids. Gene Ontology annotation, cellular component: mitochondrion. The record is from RefSeq and is a predicted model, not a curated record. NCBI's taxonomy places the organism in Eukaryota, Metazoa, Arthropoda, Insecta, Diptera, Syrphidae.
UUUUAGUGCGAUGUUUUUUCCCGAGGUGUUCAGUUCUCUCGCGAUGUUUGAACAAAUAGACACACUUUUUUUCGUGCUCUACUAAUAGAAACAAAAAUCAAAAUCAUAUUUAUGAAGUGGGAAUAUUGUUCCGAUUUCGUAGCCGGUUCCUUUGCUGGUGCGUGUGGGGUUUUAGUUGGACAUCCCCUUGACACUAUCAAAACAUGGCAACAGGCGUCAAAUUCAUCAGUAUUUACUGCAAUUCACCAAAUCCACAAACGCAACAAUGGGUUAAAUGGUUUUUACAGAGGAAUGUUCUUCCCAUUCGUUACGACUGGAGCAGUGAAUUCUAUUUUAUUCGGCAUCUAUGGCAAUCACAUGCGUCAACUCAGGGCAGUAUGCCACAGCGAUUAUCAACGUGAGCAACUCGAGUACAGGCAUAUGUUUGUGGCUGGAUCCAUUGCAGGUUUCGUUCAAUCUUUUAUAGCUUGUCCAAUUGAGCUGAUAAAAGUACGACUACAAACACAUAAUUAUUACAAUGAUUACAUAUUUGGACAAAAAAGGACUCCUUUUAAACUGUUUAAAAAAAUUUGGAAAAAUGAGGGAAUAACUGGAUUAUAUCGGGGAUUGUUGCCAACGAUGUGCAGGGAUGUCUUUCCAUAUGGCAUAUACAUGAUUACAUAUCGGCUCACAAUGGAACAAUUAGAUGAGGCUGAAUUUAUGAAACGGAGAAAACAAAGACUCUUAAAAAAAGAUGGCACGCCGAAGGUGGACAUGUUUGUGACAACGUUAGCAGGAGCCUUUGCUGGUAUUCUGUCCUGGGUUUGUGUUAUUCCUUUUGACGUUGUUAAAACUAUCAUGCAGGCAGAAGAAAAUGCAAGAUAUAAAAGCAUGACACAUUGCAUAAUGAAAAAUUUCAAGCGAUAUGGCUGGCGAAGUUUGUUUCGAGGAAGUUGGAUGUUGGUUGUUCGUGCAGUACCGGUUAAUGCAGCGACGUUUCUUGGAUAUGAAUAUGCUUUGCAAUGGUGCAGUAAUGGACCACAACGACUUAAAUAUCAGUAGAUGUGAAAUUCUUUAUAUAUUUGACCACUUAAACUUGUACUGUAUGCUCUACCUUUAACACGAAAAUAAGAUUCCAAUAAGCAAAGAA